UACACUUUGCACGGCGGCGUCCGGCGUCACUACGUUUAGAUACGUGCGUAUGACGUCACGGUGUGGCGCGGUGAGGCUCCUUUAGCCGUGGAUUGUUUCUCCUGUCGUAGGGAAGGAGCUAGAAUUUAGCCGCGUCGCUGGCCUGUGCGUCGAGUUAAGAAAGCCGAUACUGUCCGGGAAAGGGCGAUAGCCCCUCUCUGAUGCAGUGUAUCUACCAUGGAGCGGGUACAGUCUGACUACGACUCUUAUGCCAUAGAAGAACCCAGUGAUGAGGAGCCAGCAAAUAGCAGCUCUGAGGAUGAACUAGAUGUGCUUUUACACGGGACGCCUGAUCAGAAGCGCAAGUUGAUCCGUGAGUGUCUAACCGGAGAAAGCGAAUCAUCCAGCGAUGACGAAUUUGAGAAAGAAAUGGAAAAUGAAUUGAGCUGUAAAAUGAAGACCAUGGAGGGAAGCUGGCAGCUGGCUGUCCCCGUUGCAUCCACAAGUAGUGGCACUACAACUUCCAAUUCCACUAAGCCCGAGUAUUACGAUGAUGUGUAUUUUGAUUCGGAUUCAGAUGAUGAAAGCUCCAAUGUUGUUCAAAAGAACAAGCAGAGGCGUAAGCCAAAGCACAAGGUUCUUACCAACGACGAGCUUUUGUAUGACCCUAAACAAGAUGACCGAGACCAAAAGUGGAUUGAUGCAAAGAGAAGAAGGUACUGGAACAUGCAGAAACCAAAACAAACACAUCCCCAGCAGUCCAGUCAUCAGGCCUUGCCAUCCAGUGAUGCCAUUUUGAACUGCCCUGCUUGUAUGACAACACUGUGCCUGGAUUGCCAAAGGCAUGAGUCUUACAGAACCCAGUACAGAGCAAUGUUUGUGAUGAACUGCACUGUCAACAAACAGGAGGUCCUUCAAUUCCCUGUUCAGAGCUCCGCAAACAACAAAGGGCGAGCCCGCAAAAAGCCAAAGCACCCUCAAACAGAGACUGAAACAAAGAACAAGGAAACAGAAAUGUAUCACCCUGUUAAAUGCAACGAGUGUUCCACAGAAGUGGCUGUUUAUGACAAGGAGGAAGUGUAUCAUUUCUUCAAUGUUCUUGCUAGCCACUGCUAAGAGACAAAGCACUCAAGUGUUGAUAUUCUGAGCAUUAUUCUCUUCCUAUCUCCAUACGAGGUCCAGCCCACUCUUGCUGUACCUUUUCGUAUUAACCUACUGGUAAAGAACUUGGAAUUUUUUUCACAUUUAGCUGUUGAGUUUUUAGAAAUGACUUAUUUGAGCAUUCAGAAGAAAUCCCAGAAACCUGUAAAGGAAAUCAGACUUGCAAAAUCUUCAGAUGGUGGCUUUGGGUUCUGCGAGUGGCCCUUAACAGAUGGAGUGCCUUUUGUGUGUAUCCAAUGUAUAUAGGGUUAGUCACUUUUUAUUUUAAAAUAUUUUAAAGGGUUAUCAUUUUCUUUUCGUUUUGUCAUCAGUGAUAAAGGAUGACCACGUCAAGUAGGUCUGAUUAAAACUGAAUGGGGUGCUUACAAGGUCUCAGGUUCUCCAUAGCUUUUAUGGAAACGGAACAGCAAACUGUCAAGGGAUUCAAUAAACUGAAAGUUUGCUUGCCUGA
Molecule: messenger RNA, 1591 nt
Organism: Xenopus tropicalis (tropical clawed frog)
Lineage: Eukaryota; Metazoa; Chordata; Amphibia; Anura; Pipidae
Gene: eapp
Product: E2F-associated phosphoprotein
Exons: 6
Coding region: 217-1095 (292 amino acids)
Source: RefSeq, a predicted model, not a curated record